AAACCAACCAAACAAAAAAAUCUACAAGUCUGAAUCUUUAGAUCAAUUCUUUGAAUGCUAUGCUGAUAAGUAAGGCAGCUGAUGCACAAACUGAUGAAUCAGUAAGAAGAGCAAAACUAAUGACAGUGUAGACUCCAAGACACAUAUACUUGAAUAUAUACCAAAAUAUCACACACCAGACUUCUUCCAAUCCAUUAUUUCUCUUUUACCCUUUUCUCUCUCUCCUUCAAUCCACUUCAUUCAAAUGUAAGCCAAGAAAUGCUUUGAUAAAAAUAAAAUAAAAAAAGGUACUCAAAUCCUACCUUUGCCACAGAAAAUGCUGAUUCUGUUACAGAAGUUGAUAUAAAAACAACUUUUCUCCCAGUCAAAAUAACUAAACACAUGAGAAAAGUGAUGUAUUUUGCAUUUUCCUUCAGUUUUCCUUUUUUUUUAUUUAAAUGAGGUAUUGACCUACCUUCUUCGCUCAGAAAAGUUGAAAAUUCAACUGUUAAUAGUCCAAAUACUUAGUCUCAAUAUAAAGUGAUGCUCAUGAGAAAUACACUCCUAUCUGGAAUGAAAUUAAGUUAGAUAAUAGCUUAUUUAAUUUCCUCUAGUUGUUAUUUUAUUCUUGGUGGUGUUUAUGUUUCCAAGUGAAAGAUUAUUUGCGCAUAGAAUGAACUGUUUUCUGGAAUAUCUGCUGUGCUAACUGUUCAUACACAUGGGGUUACCCGAACACUUUCAAAUUGUGUUUGUAGUUUAAAUGAAAUUCAUUGAUUAGAAAUAAAGCACAUAACUUUCAAGAUAAAUUCUUCACCUAAUUUCAUUUUAACCCUCCCCCCCCCCAAAAAAAAAGUAGGUUUUGAGGGCAAGAGGAGGGUGAGAGCUGCACAAAUGUAACCUGCAUGCCCAUUUAUCACAUUCUCUGGGCUACCAUGAUUACCUCUUCAUAUCCAUGCUGUGUCAGCUGUAUUGGCAAUGGCUGUUUGUAUGCAGUUGAGACAAAUGCAUUGCAAAACAUUUAUGUGCAUGCCUACUGAUUUCACAGCUGCUAUUCUCCCCGUGCAUCUCUAAAUGCCAUUUUGGGUCAGUGGAAGUAUUUAUCCCACUGCAUCACUAAUUACAAAGAAACCAAAGCAGAACCACCAUCUAAUUCAGCUGUCUAAUUAUUUUCUCUCUUUUUGCAGGUAUUUUUGAUAGAAUAUACAGGUCCAUUGUUCAUCUAUUUUCUGUUUUAUUUCCGCAUGCCUUUUGUGUAUGGACUGGAUGAGAGGUUUACAUCAAGCCCACAUCCAGUAGUUAACUUGGCAUGUAUCUGCCAUUCUUUCCACUACAUCAAAAGGUUGAUUGAAACAAUAUUUGUUCAUCGGUUCUCCCAUGGGACUAUGCCACUGAGGAAUAUUGUGAAGAACUGUUUGUAUUACUGGGGAUUUGCAGCUUGGCUUGCUUAUUACAUCAAUCAUCCUCUUUACACUCCUCCUUCCUAUGGGAAAAAACAGAUUAAUUUUGCUGUGAUCAUGUUUCUGCUAUGUGAAGCUGGAAAUUUUUCCAUUCACGUUGCACUUAGUGACCUCCGGAGAGAUGGGUCCAAAACUCGUAAGAUCCCGUAUCCAACAAAGAAUCCUUUCACAUGGCUGUUUUUCUUUGUAUCUUGCCCUAACUAUACCUAUGAGGUGGGGACAUGGAUCAGUUUCACUAUCAUGACUCAAUGUGUUCCAGUGUUUUGUUUUUUUCUUUUCCCCUUCCUCCUAGUGGGGCUGUUCACCUUGCUUUGCUUCAUUCAGAUGACAAUCUGGGCAAAGGAUAAACACUAUACCUACCUACGAGAAUUCAAGGAUUAUCCAAGUGUUCGAAUGCCAAUUAUUCCUUUUUUGUUGUAAGAAAAGUUCAGUUUCAAUAUUGCAUGGAACUUCAAGAAACUUCAUAAAUCUCCUGCCAAAUAAGUGAAUUAAUUGAAGUGAUUCUGGUGUAUGCUAAAUCUCCACUGCUGAGGGAAACAAUACACUUGAAAACUAUACUUUCUUAUAUUCAAGAAUUCUUCAAUUCAGAAGCACCUUCAAAAAAUAAGGCUUCAUUGCAGAGCUGGUAGCCAAAAGCCCCUAUUGUUCAGUUGCAACCUGAUUGACUGAGAUUUCCCUGCACUAGUCUAUUUAGAUUGAUACAUCAGAGAUACUGAUAAGCUUGUUCUGAAAAGCAGCUCCAAAUUUAGCAGUGGCAUUCUGCAAGACUGUGACAUAAAUACAUUGGAAUGAGGACAUAGCAGCCAACUACAAGAAAGCUCAACUCAUACAGUAUGGCCAGCUGGCCUGAAGACAGUUGCAUGUUUUGCCUUCUUUGACUUGAAAAAGAGAGUGUUCUGCCUGGAGGCAGGUACUUUGUGACAAACAACAUUACCAAAGAAUAUGAAUGGCUUCCGGAAUAAAGAAUUAGGCAGUCUCUCAAAUACCUGCUUUGGGUCUAAGCUAUAAUUUGCCAAUUGGAUCUAAAGAAAGAAGAAUUUGUGGAUAUAACAUCCAUCCUGUGAAUAUAUAUAUAUAUUUGGAGGGUGUUUAUUCUGUUUUGUUUUUAAUAUUUUUAAUUAGUAAGUUGCAUACUGAUAAAUAAGGUUCACAGUAUCUUAUCUAUGCUGUAUCCAUGAUAUUUGGCCUGUUUCAUAUAACAAGUCCUUAAUAUAUUCGAAAAGAUCCUAGAGGACAUUUAACCUUGUAUUUUUUGUCAGAAUUCUCUGAAUAAUUUCAGUAUACUUUGUGAAUACAUAAAGUGACUGCUAACAUUCAGAAUGGUAGCUCCCUUCCUAUUUUCAGAGCCAGGGAGAAAAAUCCACUACAUUUUGAACUUCCUGUGUUUUCUUUUUCACAAGAUGUUCAGUGGGAUUUGGUUGGGUUUUGUGCAAAUCUAGUAAAAAAAUAUAAAAUUAUGACUGCAAAAUAUCUGAAUGAUAUUUUGAAAAAACUGUUUCAGAAUAUGAAGAAAAUGUGUAGAUACUGUUUUGUUUCAUGAUUAAUUUAUUUAUUAUAAUGGAUGUAUAGAAAGAUUUUGCAACUGUUUGUAAGGGUGAAAUCUACAAUAAAUUCUAGCCUAUGUUUUGAAUUCAAUUGAAAUAACUAUGGCAAAAUAGGAAGAUUACAGCUGGUUGCCAAAAUUUCAUAAUUAUUUGUAAAGUACAAAGGAAGAAUGUCCUUGCAUCAAAUAAGAUCUAUAUAAAUUGAACAAAAAACUAAAAAAAGCAAAA
Messenger RNA from Meleagris gallopavo (turkey), 3208 nucleotides. The record is from RefSeq and is a predicted model, not a curated record. Lineage: Eukaryota; Metazoa; Chordata; Aves; Galliformes; Phasianidae.